AGCUUUUCUGAACAGAAUAAUUGGCUUAUAGAAAAGAUAAGGUGUCAUAUUACUCCCACGAAACGUGGAUUAAUCUUAAAACCACUCUUCUCCCGACUGAUUGUUGCACUGACAAGUCAGCAGCGGAUGAACAAGUUUAUGGGAACUUGAGCUCGGACAAAAAGCGAUCAUGCCAAGUCGACAUCAAACUGGAGAGAAAGUGUUCAAUUAUAAAAUAUCACGUGGACGAGAGAGAGGAAACCGAUUUAAAAGCUCGCAUUUAAUAUCGUCUGUGCUGAAGAAGGCGAGUCUUAAAGUUCCUUCAGAAUGGGCAGUCUUCUCUCAGAUGCAUCUGGACAACAGCAGCAUCGGGUCAUGGAGAGGUGUCCCUAGCUUCACCAAGGACGGAGAAAGCCUUUCAGUCGCAGACCGUUAAAUUACUUAACCCAUGUACGCGGAGGCAUCAGCUAUAGUUUCGGCGGAGAGCACUCCCUUGUCCGUUUUUUGUCAGCCGGAUUGCCGUUCUUAUCCAAGCGCAUAGACCAGCUGCUUUGUCAGAACCCGCAGGGGGCCGUGAGAGCACCGGGCCAGCGUGGGCAUCGUACGCACCAGAGAAGAUGAAUAUCCAGGUUAUGCCAGAACACAAGCUCUCGUCGGUGGCCCCGCUGAAACAGUGCAAUGUGGAGAAAAAGGAGGUAGAACUGAUAUUGGUGAAGGACCAAAAUGGUGUCCAGUACACCAGUUCCUCCAUCAUUCCCACCCCUGGUCACCACGCAGGUCCUCCCGGAUCCGAGGACGAACGAGAAACUUGGGGAAAGAAAAUAGACUUUCUCCUGUCGGUCAUUGGCUUCGCGGUGGACCUGGCCAAUGUUUGGAGAUUUCCUUACUUGUGCUACAAAAAUGGAGGAGGUGCUUUUUUGAUCCCCUACAUUCUUUUCUUGGUCAUUGCGGGGAUGCCAUUGUUCUACAUGGAACUUGCCUUGGGCCAGUACAACAGGGAGGGGGCAGCUACAGUUUGGAAAAUAUGCCCUGUCUUUAAAGGUGUGGGUUACACAGUGAUCCUCAUCGCCCUGUAUGUUGGCUUCUAUUACAACGUUAUCAUUGCCUGGUCCCUCUACUACCUGUUCUCCUCCAUGACCAGUGAGCUGCCCUGGCUCAAAUGUGGCAACAGCUGGAACAGUGAGAACUGCACCGACCCCAAAUCCAUCAACGGAUCCGUCCUUGGUAAUGGAACGUCUUAUGCCAAAUACAAGAUCACCCCGGCAGCAGAGUACUAUGAACGGGGUGUGCUACACCUCCAUGAGAGUCGUGGUAUCCACGACCUGGGCCUGCCUCGCUGGGAUCUGACCUUGUGUUUGGUUGUGGUGGUCUUCAUCCUUUACUUCAGUCUGUGGAAAGGUGUCAAGUCCUCAGGGAAGGUGGUGUACAUCACAGCUACUAUGCCCUAUGUGGUCCUUUUUGUGUUGCUGAUCCGAGGUAUAACUCUACCAGGGUCCAUGAAUGGCAUCAGGGCAUACCUCCACAUCGACUUCCAGCGGCUCAACAAUUUAGAGGUGUGGAUUGAUGCUGCCACCCAGAUAUUUUACUCACUAGGAGCAGGAUUUGGUGUGCUCAUUGCGUUUGCCAGUUAUAACAAAUUUGACAACAACUGCUACAGAGAUGCUCUCCUGACUAGCACUGUGAACUGCGUCACCAGUUUCUUCUCAGGGUUUGCUAUCUUCUCUGUGCUUGGUUACAUGGCUUACAAACAUGGGGUGAGAAUAGAAGAUGUGGCAACAGAGGGGGCAGGAUUGGUGUUUAUCAUCUACCCUGAGGCAAUUUCUACACUGCCUGGCUCAACAUUUUGGGCCAUUGUGUUCUUCAUCAUGUUGCUAACUCUGGGCAUUGACAGUGCGAUGGGCGGCAUGGAGGCAGUCAUCACAGGCAUGACAGAUGACUUUAAGAUCCUCAAGAGAAACAGGAAGCUCUUCACCUUCGCCACAGCCUUCUUAACCUUCCUGAUUGCCCUGCUCUGCGUUACUAAUGGUGGCAUCUAUGUGCUGACCUUGUUAGAUAAGUAUGCUGCAGGGACUUCUAUACUGUUUGGUGUGUUGAUCGAAGCCAUUGGAGUGUCGUGGUUUUAUGGUGUGGACCGCUUCAGUGAAGAUAUCCAGAGAAUGAUGGGCUUCAAGCCAGGACUCUACUGGAGGCUGUGCUGGAAAUUUGUCAGUCCAGCUUUUCUGCUGUUUGUGGUCAUAGCCAGUACUUUGACAUCAUCAGGCCUGAAGUAUGAUGAGUACGUCUUCCCUAACUGGUCUAACAUAGUUGGCUGGGGUGUAGCCAUGUCCUCCAUGCUGUUUGUCCCCUUCUAUGCCAUGUAUAAAUUCUUCAGUGUACCAGGAACAUUCAAAGAGAGGAUAGGCUAUUGCAUCACUCCAGAACAUGAGCAUCAUUUGGUGGCUGAAGGAAAUGUACGGCAGUUCAAACUCAGACAUUGGUUGGCCAUCUGAUGACAAAUACCCAGAAUUCCCUCAUCCACCCUCACAUCUGGUGUUUGGAGUUCCUGUGUGCCACCAGUGGUCAGGCUGACAAGAACAGCGACAGGCUCCAGACUCUCUCAGCAGCCUCCUCUCUUCUCCCAGUGCGUUUACUACCCAAGGCCUUUGUUGUCAACAGUAGCUUCAAGCACUUUGAUUUCAGAAUUUUGCCUUUUAACAUUUCAGUUCAAUUCUGCAGCUUCAGCUCAUAAGGGAGGUACAUUCCAUGGGGAAUACAGUUAUUUGCCCAUGGACAUAAUUAUCAUUUUUAUAUACAAUUUAUGAUUUUGUAUAGUUUGUGAAGUGACUAUUAUCUGCUUGAAGGGACAGAAACUAUAGUUAAAACUAAAACAAUCCCAUCUCCCUGUGUAUUACUGUACAGGGGGCCAAAAUAUUUCAUUUGUUAAAGUUUUUAGGCUUAUAAUUAUUUAUUGUGUUCAUAAUAGAAGAAAGUCUCUGUUUUUGCAGAUACGUUGGCAGAGUUGCUUAUCUGUGUCAGUGCCUUAUCAAGCGAGACACUCCAUGUUUCUUACAGUCCGUACACAAAGAAAAAAAACUGUAGCUAUUGACUCAGGAACCAACUAAAUCAAACCACAGUUUGUGAAUGGCAAUCUCUUGAUUUGACCCAGUCUUUUGUUAUUCAAAUCAAAGAGAUGGAGGCCAACAGUGCAUCAAGUGCUUUAGUUAAGAGAAAACAGGCCUGGUGUAAUGCUUUUUGUCACGUUCUAUUACAGAAAAGGGAAUAAUUCAUUCAACACUCCAAAGCUUUAACUCAUAAAAAGACUAAUGGUAUCUUCACAGAGAACGCAAAGUAAAAUUUCUCCUUGCAUUUCUUGCGUGAGGUUUACUGUGGGAUCAUUUAAGUUUAUUUAUGUACUUACACGAGUUUGUGGGAUCAUUUGUGCUUAUUGUGCUAGAAUACCUUGCUAUACAUUAGCUGUAAGCUAGAGAAUGAUGUCAGGCAUAGUGAGUCUGUGUGUGUGUUCAGUUCAGCCUCUGACUAGACUUAGCUUUCCCCCGAAUCAGUUAGUAGAGUAUGAAUCUUUCUGUUACUGCCUUGCAUUCUCUCUUCAUUUUCCUUCCUCCUCUCUGUCCAUUCAUUAAGUACAUUUUCAACAUGGACAAACAGGGGCCAGUUACAGUGCAUUAUAACACUCAGCAGUAGAGGUUGACACAAGAUGAAGAUCUACUUUUUAAUUUUAAAGGUUAAAUAAAAUGAACUCUGGGCUCCAGUACACGGCUCGGCAUCAGUGCAGAAUCCAGUAUGACUGCAGGUGUUUUUCCUCUAGAAACUUCAGAUCUGCCCCAGAUCUUGCAGACUUGCAUAGUGUCAUUUGCAACACAGUAUGCAAUGGCACUGCGCAAAAAUUUUGCUUGGCUUUCUGUGUGAAGACACCAUAAGGCUGAUCAGUGUCUGGUUGCUUACUAAAAGUGAAGAAUUCAACAAAACAAAUGGCUGUUAAUAACUGUUACAAGCAGUUUUGUUUUAUUGUUGGGUUACUCUUAAUUUACAAUUUUUUGUCUGCUAAAUGCUUCUGAAGAAUAUGUUGCUUCUCAUACAAUGACACAAUGAGAGAAAGAGUGAGAGAGAUAAAAUGUGUGUGUGUGUGUGCGUGUGUUGGGAUUUUGCUGUUAAUAUACAGUACAAAGAGGAGUGACAGCUUUUCAUUGCAUAGCAACUCUUAUAUUUUAAUUUUAAGCAUAUCUUGUGAUGUUUCACUUUUUCAUCACCGUAGAAGUUACAAUAUGUUCCUUCAAGAAGGCUUUUGAUUAUCUUAUAUUGGUCUACUUUUUUAUUUAUUGGAAUGAAGUUGAAUUUUAACCUUGAAUCAUCACAGACCCUUGCUGAAUGGAAUAAAGCCACAAGGAAAAAAAUUCAAAUAUAUGUCGAAUAUAUAAGAAGAUAUAGAAAUAUAUUCUUUUGUUAUAUCUAAUCUUGUAUUUAUCAAACUGUUUAUAACAAAACGUGAAUGUAAAGUAUUUUAAACGUAACUGUCCACAGUCAUAACAUGGUGUUUGAUGUAUAGCUAAGAUGAAAUAUUUAGAAAAAAAUAUUCUUCAGUGUAACCCUGGACUACUUUGUCACAUAUGUGAACAAAUAUACCCCAGCUUUCCUGGACUAUGUUUACAAAAAUACUGUGUACAAUACCAAUGUCCUGUUGAACGUGAGUGACAAGUAUCUAUAAAGAAGUCUGAAGUAUACAUAAUAAAGAAUUUCUUCUACACACUCACACACUU
Scatophagus argus is the source of this 4733-nucleotide messenger RNA. RefSeq names its product solute carrier family 6 member 2 (gene slc6a2). The record is from RefSeq and is a predicted model, not a curated record. Gene Ontology annotation, biological process: sodium ion transmembrane transport; dopamine uptake involved in synaptic transmission. Gene Ontology annotation, cellular component: presynaptic membrane; neuron projection; neuronal cell body membrane. The transcript has 15 exons. Bases 597 to 2468 code for a protein of 623 amino acids. Gene Ontology annotation, molecular function: norepinephrine:sodium symporter activity; dopamine:sodium symporter activity. Lineage: Eukaryota; Metazoa; Chordata; Actinopteri; Scatophagidae.